Molecule: messenger RNA, 1324 nt
Organism: Drosophila eugracilis
Lineage: Eukaryota; Metazoa; Arthropoda; Insecta; Diptera; Drosophilidae
Product: translation initiation factor IF-2
Exons: 3
Coding region: 128-1174 (348 amino acids)
Source: RefSeq, a predicted model, not a curated record
CUUCAGUGACAAGUUUAGCUCCUGCCGUGAUCAGUGCGCGUAUCCUAAAUCCCCGAACUAAGACUCUCCGCCCUUCCAAGGAUUAAUAAAGUAGUCGCUUCUCAUCCGCAACUCAAUUCAGUCCGACAUGAAGUUCAGUGCUGCCUUGGCUCUGCUGCUGAUCGCUGGUUUCGUGGCCAGCAUGGACGCUUUGCCCGCCAGGAAAAAUCGGCAAUACCUCGUUCCAGGAAUGGUCUACCUCCAGCAGCCUGCAGCCGCCGAGUGGUACGGAUCGGCGCCCCAACAGCGCUUCAUGUACAUGCAGUACGUCCAGCCCGGACGCACCCAUGCCCGCUCCACCCAGGCUGCCAGCGCCCUUGUGGCCGGUGAGACCGUCGCCACCGGAACCUACCUGAAGGAUUGCAAUCACGCAGAAUCCGAGGUCAGCGCUGAGGGUGUCCAGGCCGAUGACGUUCUGGCUGCCGCCGAUGCCCACGGUGCCAGCUCCGUGGCCGAAGCCUACCCCGACCAGGCCCCCGUAGUCCAAGUGGCCAUCGAUGCCGACGUGGUGCCUGAGCCCCAAGCCGAGUCCGAAGCCGCUCUCGAGCCAGAGACCGCUGAUGACGCCGCCAAGGUUCCUCGCGACUUCAACUUUGCUGCCGAGGAAGCCGCCGCUGCCGCUGAAGAGGAGUCCGUUCCUGUGCCCGUUGCCGAGGCUGAGCUUCCCGCCCCCGCACCCAUUGUUCCAGUGGCCCCUGUUGUGCCAGCCAACCGUUAUCUUCCCGCCAAGAAGAAGGUGAUCGUCGAGCUGGAGCAGGAGGACGAAGAGCCCCAGGCCGCCGCCAUCGAAGACGAAGAGGAGGUGGAGAACGCCGUGGCCGACGACGUUGAGGAGGACGAAGAGGUGCUGACCGUGCCCAUCAAGCCCAUCAACGCCCGUCGUCCCGCUGCAAAGAAGCCUGUCAAGGCUGCCGCUCCUGCUGCUGGCAAGCCCUCCAAGAAGCCAGCCACCCCCCUGCCCGCAGGUACCUUCUUCCCCAUUGACUUUGGAGGCACCAACGGCGGUGCCAUCGCCAUAGCCAAUUCCUUCAGCACCGGCGAGGGCGGAUCCGCCACCAGCCAUGCCAUUGCCUACGGCUCUCCCGAGUCCGCCGCCCGCCGCGUCCGUCCCAACCCCAGCAAGUUCCGCCACUAAUCCUUGGACAGACGAUCAACCGCAUCUUGCUACCGCCCUGCUUUUCCGGGGGCACCUCAAUCAAAUCAGUCUAAAAAGAUUCUCCUGUAAUUAUUAGCAAAAUUCUCCAUCUUUGAGCGCACUAAAUAAACUUUUCCCUGUUUUUACAUA